AUGAAGAGGAAGAAUUUAGACCACCUCGAAGGAGAAAUCAUGCUAGAAGGCAAGAGUAUUCCAAUGGAUGGCACCCUUGAUCAAGUGCGUCCACUGUUUCGUUUGCAGGGUCAGAUGGAAGUUUAUUCCUUUGACUUGAAGAGCGCGACAGAUAGGUGGCCUUUACUGGCCCUAUUUGAUAUUCUUGUAGUACUCUUUGAUAGGAUGUUUGCUGGAGCAGUGAGGUCAUGUCUUGCUAUUAACAGGAAUUCAAAGUCAAAUGCUUUCCUAGGGAGGAGAAGGCGGUUGGUCGACUAA
Messenger RNA from Striga hermonthica, 297 nucleotides. NCBI's taxonomy places the organism in Eukaryota, Viridiplantae, Streptophyta, Magnoliopsida, Lamiales, Orobanchaceae. The record is from the annotation of a GenBank genome assembly.